AUGACUUCUUUGAAUGAAGAUGAGAUUUAUGCAAUAUUAUCCAGAGUGGGAGACGAGGAAGAAGCGGUUCCUCCAAAUGAUUUGGACAGUGAAGUUGAGGAUAUUUUGGAGACAGAUAGUGAGCAACCUACAGAUGCUUCAACCGAUUCUGACGAUGAACCUCUUCGAGUAUCAAAUAUUAGUCGCCGACGUCGAAUAAAUUCUUCCGACUCAUCGGAUAAUACCCGACCUACGGAAGAGAUUAGCUCAGGCGAACGACAACAGGCAGCUCAAAUAAUUUUUCCAUCAAAUAAUAAUUUAAAAGGUAAAAAUGGCCAUAAAUGGUCAGCACAACCUUCCGAAGCUCGUACGAGCAGAACACAGUCAAGAAACAUUGUUCACAUUAUUCAAGGGCCCAAGAAUGAAGCAAAAAAUGCUACAACUCCAUUGGAACAAUUCAAAUUGUUUUUUUCGGAUUCGAUGGUGAGUAUCAUUGUAUUGAACACAAACGUAGAAAUUUCUACUAAAAGAGAAAAAUACGCUGCAAAAACAGCAACCGUUAGUGACCAUUAUUCAAGAGUUUCUUACCUCUUAUUUCCUCGACAAAAGAAAAGAGUACUCUUAAAGGGCCGGCGCACGCAAUCCCUUCUUCCUCUUCUAUAA
Molecule: messenger RNA, 642 nt
Organism: Parnassius apollo (apollo)
Lineage: Eukaryota; Metazoa; Arthropoda; Insecta; Lepidoptera; Papilionidae
Source: the annotation of a GenBank genome assembly